Messenger RNA from Physella acuta, 1360 nucleotides. RefSeq names its product axoneme-associated protein mst101(2)-like. The record is from RefSeq and is a predicted model, not a curated record. NCBI's taxonomy places the organism in Eukaryota, Metazoa, Mollusca, Gastropoda, Physidae.
GGUAAACUUCCGGGGGCGUUAAUCGCAGGUGGCGGUGUAGCGUUUAUUUUAAUCAGUAUUAAAAGGCCAGCUAGCAAGCACCACGCUCGGCUUCUUUGUUCUAGAGAGACAAAAGAGUUUUUAUAAUGUCGUUACGGGUUAUUAAACACACGAAGGAUCCUAUCGAAACAUUAGAAAAAAUGCUGAAUAAGACAACUUUAACAACACAGAGACUUAGUCAUUAUCAGAUAAUAGAGUUAGGCGACAAGAUCCUUGCGAGCAGUAGCCACGGAGACAGCGAGGACAGGGAGAAUGCUGUACAGGAAGCUGUAGCCGCGUCUGAGGUCAGGGCCACACGAGAGCUGAGGGCGGCCCUCAGGCGGCUCAGGCAGGAGAAGGACGAGGAAAGGGCCAGGGCUUUGGAGAAGCAAAAAUGGUAUUUUGAACGGCUGGCAGCUCGUAUCUCUGAUCAAAGGGACAGAGCAGAGGCGGAGAGGAUGAAAGAACUGAGGAAGAAGAUGGAGGAGGAGAAAGAGGAGGCUCUGAGGCUGCAGUGGGAGGAGUGCGAGAGGCUGAAAGAGGCGGCUGUCACUGAGGCAUGCGAGGCCUUGAGGAGGAAGUUGAGAGAUGAGUUCAGUGUGGAGAAAGAGAUGGCAGUUGCUGAAGCUCUACGUAAAGCCAGGGAGUUAUUUAAAAAGCGAGAGCAGGAAGUGAUAGAUCUAACAAGAGAGGAAUGUGAAGAGAAGGCAAGGAAAGAGGCUGAAAGAGUUGCUGCCCUUCAUAGAGCAGAAGUUGACAAGUUGAAUUUAAGGCAUGAAAUUCUGCAGAAAAAGUAUCAGAAAGAACUGGCUCAUAAAGAGAGAGUUGAAAAUGAUUUCAGAAGGCUUCAGGAGGAUUAUAAGAGGUUUAUGGAUCACACGGAUGGCAGGUUUCACUCAGAUUACCUGAUGAGGUUGCGCUACCUGGGCAUACAGCUGGCUGAGAAGAAAAUCUCCACUGUCUCAUACGAAGAUGUGGAGCCCCUGGUCUUAGGGAAAAAGUGUUCAUGAUUUUCUUAGACUGCUGAUAACUGUAUAACAACCAAUGUUAUGGUGUUCAGGCUCAUGAUUUUCUUAGACUGCUGAUAACUGUAUAACAACCAAUGUUAUGGUGUUCACACUCAUGUUCAUGAUUUACUUAGACUGCUGAUAACUGUAUAACAACCAAUGCUAUGGUGUUCACACUCAUGUUCAUGAUUUCCUUAGACUGCUGAAAACUGUAUAACAACCAAUGUUAUGGUGUUCACACUCAUGUUCAUGAUUUUCUUAGACUGCUGAUAACUGUAUAACAACCAAUGUUAUGGUGUUCACACUCAUGUUCAUGAUUUUCUUAGACUGCUAAU